GGGGAGCCGAUGCAGGGCUCUGGGAAGGGUUUUGAUCUUUUCCUCUCAUGCAGGGGGCACGGAGUAUUACUGGUUCUGCCUCUCGCCUCUCCUCUGUGAAGUAUCGCUCCAGAAGUGACAGUGUUAACAAAUACAGUGGAAGAGACUGCUCUGUAAGCUGAGCUCCAUGGUCACAUGCACGGGUUUUAUUUUUAACAUCCCAAAACUACUUGAUGUUUCUGCCUGGGCUUGCUCUGUGUCCUCCCGUUCUCUCCUCUUUCUUUGCUUGCAGCUCUCCCUUACCGACCUCACUUCAACCCAGCUUAGCACAACCGGGAGAGCAAGUGUUUGGUGAACACGCGGGGACUCUAUGAUUAAGCGCCGGGCUCAGAAAGCUUCCCCUGGGCAGCACAGGCACUGCGAGAGAUGUUUCAACCGGCACUGCCGCGCACCGACUGAGCCCUCCAUCUCCUGCAUGGUGAUCAGCUGCCGCCUUCGCUGCGGGGCCGCCUUCCACAUGUGCAAGGAGGAGGAGCACCAAUUGCUCUGUCCCUUAGAGCAGGUCUCCUGCCUCAACUCAGCCUAUGGCUGCCCUUUUUCCAUGGCCCGCUUUAAGCUGGCGAAGCACCUCCAGGUCUGUCCAGCCAGUGUUGUCUGCUGCUCGAUGGAGUGGAAUCGAUGGCCAAACGUGGAUUCGGACACAACCCUCCACAAGAACAUUAUGAAGGAGACCUUGAACGAAGAGUGUCUGGACACAGCCUUGGCGCUCAGAGACCAGAAGAUCCUUUUCAGGGCUUUGAAAAUAGCCGAAUUGUUUCCAGAGUGGAGGAAAAAGGAUGAAGUGGAAGAGCUGAUGGACGAAGCCAUGGAUGGGGAAGAAGGUGCUGUGGGAGGAGUAGCCUGUGGUUCCCAAGAGGGCGACGACCAGUUGUCCGAGCUCAGCCAACGUGAGCGUGAAGAUUUGGCAAAGGACAAAGAGGGAAUGGAUCUGGGGAGUUACAAAACCUGGGAGAACAUUUUCAGCAAAGAGCUCCUGGCUUGCAAGGUAACGGGCUCAGCAGCCAGCACAGGACAGAAGACAGAGGCUUCCAAGAAAAGAGCGUCAGCCCCUCACACUGCCAGCUCCACAGAGAAGGCAAAGGAAGUACCUGACAGUGCAGAAGAGGCAAAGGACCAAAAGCCCGAACAAGUAACACCAAAUACAGAAAUGACAGGACUGGCUCCCUGGCAAGAAGGGGUCCUGGAGAGGCUGAAGAAGGAAGUUGGUGUAGGUGAUUACAACAUGUAUCUGGUACAUCACGGGGGAAUGCUCAUCCGCUUUGGCCAGCUAGCUGCUUGCACUCCCAAAGAAAAAGAUUUUGUCUACGGGAACUUGGAAGCUCAGGAGGUGAAGACUGUCUACACCUUCAAAGUGCCAGUUAGUUACUGUGGCAAAAGAGCACGACUAGGAGAUGCACUGGGCCACAAGAUGCCAACUUCAGACAAGUCAGUGGAUACCUCAGAAUUGGGAUUAAACCUAGAAGAACUACCUAAGGCAAAUAUAGUUAAAGCCACACUGCUGUGUGCACUGGAAAAAGAGCUGAAAGGCCAUGAGAUCUCCGAAGCAAGAGGUAUCGAUGGACUCUUUAUGGAUUUUGCAACACAGACAUACAGCUUUCCUCUGGAGCCCUUCUCCUCCAGUGCUGUCCUAGCAGAUAUUCUGGAUGAAAAAAGCCCACCAGAACUCCACAUGGAGCUCUACACUGAAUGCGUAACCAGAAGACACAACAAAAGCAGUUCAGCUUUCACAUUCACUUGCAGUCAUUUCUUCAGGAGGGACGAGUUCCCGUCCCACUUCAAGAAUGUGCACGCUGAUAUCCAGUCAUGUCUGGAUGGAUGGUUCCAGCGUCGCUGCCCACUGGCCUACUUGGGAUGUACUUUUGUUCAAAAUCCCUUCCGCCCUGAUGGACUUAAGGCCAAGGUUAUAUACAGCAAGCCUCUCAAGACAUUUGCUAUUAAGCCAGAGGUGGACACCCUCCUUGCCGAAUCAGGGAAGUGCAAUUCCACAGUGGCUAAUCAAGGGAGAAAUAAGGACUUGCUGAGCAGCCUCCCAGUGGAAGUGCUCAAGUACAUUGCGGGGUUCCUGGACAGCUUCAGUUUAUCUCAGCUGUCGCAAGUGUCAGUGCUGAUGAGGGACAUCUGUGCCACUCUUCUUCAAGAGAAGGGAAUGGUCCUGCUGGUCUGGGAGAAAAGAAGGUAUUCCCAUGGUGGUGCUUCGUGGAAAGCUCGCAAAAAGAUCUGGCAGUUCAGCAGCCUGUUCUCCAGAGUUCACAAAUGGCAGCGCAACGACGUCGCGUGCAUGUCGGAGCACCUGAAGAAUUGUCCCUUCUACCAAGUGGAGCACAAGACGGACCCUGUGCUGCUGACAGGCAUGUCCGAAUCUCGAGAGCAGACUCAAAAGACUUUGGUUUCUACUUUCAAGCGCAGAGUCUGAACAACCUGCUUCCCCUCUACCAUGCUCCUUUCAGGGCCCUUGAAAAGAAGAUUUGGGGAUUCGGGUGUAAAGAUUGUUGCUUCCAACUCUCCUUUGAACGUACAAAACUGGCUUCUCCCCAGCUGUAUUUGAAACACCCUGCAUCUUUUUUUUCCUGCAUUAAUUUAAUUGUUAAAACUUCUUUCACUGCUCACUGAUAUCACAUGCUUUCUGAUUAUGUUUCUGUUCCCUGCUUAAUACAGCAUCCCGAAGAAAGCAAUAAGGAUCUUGUUUGAAAAAAGCAUCUUUGCAACCUUGAAGGUAGGCUGCCGGUCCUGUACCAUGUCCCUGGAAGAGCAGCUAAUGUACCUACCUCGACUAGGUCUGAAACACCUUAGUUUUGGGUGGAAAGCCAGGUUCUAGGAGCACAGGUAGAUGCCCUCCUGCCUGGCAGACCUAGGGACUGCUAAUCUGUUCUGAGGCAUGGGCAAAAGAAAAGGAACACCCAAAAUUAAGUGAAUUAAUUAGAACUCCAGUGAGGAGUCAGGAAUUCACUGCACAGCCACAGACCAUCGUUUAGGACCCCGAUUCAGGCAAGCAUGGCUAGUUGAGCGCAAGCCUAAAGCUGAGCUUGUGGGAGCAUUCAAACCAAACCAAAGCAAACAAACUUGCUCUUUGCUAGAAAUCACCAAGUAGCAAAGAGUUUUAGGGGCUCAAAUGACUUUUUAUAUUUUUCAGUUAAUAACUUUCUCUGUUUUAUUUAAAAAUCCAUUAAAGCCAUCAAAGAUAUUUGAAGUCAUUUUUAGAAUGCCUUACCUACUCAGUUUUGCAGCUGUAAAUUGCAAAUUGUAAUUGUAAGCAACCAUAAACAGUAUGUCAAAGAAAUAUUAUUCUUUUCUGUAAAAGAAAAGGCAUUCGGCAACCCGUUCAGUAACAGUAUGGAUAAUGUUUGCUUCAGUUAAAUGGGCUGGAGUAUAAGAAUUUUUUCUUUUUUUUACAGGGCAGAAGAGUGAUUAGGAUUUGGUUUAAUUUUUAAUAAAUACACUAAUUUAAAACCAGAAUGUGCUUGUUGAGGCAACAGAUGAGAGAAAGCGGGCGUGUUACCAACAGCGUCUGUCUUAUUACACUACUUAAACCCACUUCAGAGGCGCUAGUUAGAAAUGCCAUAGUUGUGGUGGUGGUGGUGGGAUUCCUCUGAAAUGGCCAUAAACCGAUUCGACAACUUAGAGCCGCUGCACAGCCACAGCGGUGCUGACUCACACCCCUUUCUUCUUUAAGCUCAUCGCCAGAAGUGUGAGCUCAGGACACGAGGUCUGGCUUUCAUCUCACCGUCUCAGGCAGGAGAACCUCGCCAGGAGCUGGGACGGCUGCAGGUGAAAACUGUCCCAGGUUGAUGGACGCACGCCGAACUUGCCAUCCCCGGUCUCGGUACAGAUCUGGGCUGAGGCAGGCUAUGCAAGAAGGAGCCCUCUCCUACCGAUAAAGGUUGCUGAUGAACCUGAGCUGAGCGCUUGGUAAUCGAAGGCAUGAAUUGCAUGGUGGCCGAAACCAUGCUGAGUGCAGCUCGUCCUCAUCUACACUUGCGGUUUAAGUGGUCCCUGUGAGAUUUAUAACCAUACGAGGAUGUUUUUCUUCUCCAGACACGCACCCUCAGGAGCGUAUCAUCUGAGUUGAGCGGACAGUGGACUUGUCCCAGGAGCAGGAGUAGCAGCAGUUACAGAUUUAUUUAUUUUUUAAUGCUAUUCUGUUUUCUGUCCCUAGAGAUCCUUUCUGGGAAGUCUCAUAGUGCUUUACACAUGAGAAUAAACUUGUCUGCGCCGGUAUCCUGUGGAAAACACAACAAGUAGCAUCCCAGUUUUAUGCAGAGGAAACUGAAGCAAAUGAACACGGGGAACCUAAGCUGGGCCAGGAGCAGUUAAAGCUGCGUGCUCUGAUCCUUCACUCUGUGGCUUAAGCCGCUGUGCAAAAACAAACGGGCCAUCCUUUAAAGUUGCUUACAAAAACUCACCUGUCCUCAAAACAUCCCAUAUAAAAUUAGUCGCCCAAUAUUAUCACUCUGUUUUACACAGGGAAGUUGACAGAGGAGAGAACAUACAGCCAGACUUCCUAGACUGGUCUCUACAUCAGGGCCUCAUCCUUCACAUAUCAUGUACCUGAUCUUGAAAGAUGCUGAGCACCCAACUGUAGCUGCAGACCACAGUGGCUGCAAAUGCACGUCCAAAAAUUGGGUGUCAGUAUCUAUGCUGGGUACUUAAAAAAUGGAGUCACUCAAAAUUAUGGAUAAUUUGGGGAGGGGAAAAAAAAAGAGGGUUAAAUAAUAGGGUCUCAGAGUAAGUCAGUGUUCAAGGCUGGUAUAAGAGACCAUGAAAAACUUCUACGUGUGAACUAUCUCUCACCUGAUCAGCCACUUAGCUGCUGCAAACUGGUGUAGCUGCCCUGAAAUUGUGGCUUAUGUUAGGUAUGAAUUGGGCUCGUUUUACC
Aquila chrysaetos chrysaetos is the source of this 4912-nucleotide messenger RNA. RefSeq names its product F-box protein 40 (gene FBXO40). Bases 350 to 2452 code for a protein of 700 amino acids. Lineage: Eukaryota; Metazoa; Chordata; Aves; Accipitriformes; Accipitridae. The transcript is spliced from 3 exons. Gene Ontology annotation, cellular component: cytoplasm. Gene Ontology annotation, molecular function: ubiquitin protein ligase activity; zinc ion binding; protein binding. The record is from RefSeq and is a predicted model, not a curated record.